This is a messenger RNA of Alternaria arborescens, 762 nucleotides long. RefSeq lists its product as hypothetical. Gene Ontology annotation, molecular function: calcium ion binding; monooxygenase activity. The coding region runs from base 1 to 762 and encodes 253 amino acids. NCBI's taxonomy places the organism in Eukaryota, Fungi, Ascomycota, Dothideomycetes, Pleosporales, Pleosporaceae. The record is from RefSeq and is a predicted model, not a curated record. The transcript has 4 exons.
AUGGACCAAGUCAAUGGACAUGCGGAAUGUGGGGAAGACGACAGGGUACCUGUCUACUCAAUCCACAACGUACCCAUCACCGAAGAAAGGAAACCAUAUAUCAGCAGCAAAAACUCUCGUCUACAACACGCAGCGGUUGCGCGCGCAAACCUCGCCCCGUCAGAAGAAUCGCCUGAAGGCAGCACGCAAGACGACUGGGCAAAGAAGCACUCGCAUCAAACAGUCCUGCAACAACACUGCGACUUCUUCGACCGAGAUCAUGAUGGUGUUCUCUGGCCACAAGACACUUUCGUCGGUUUCUACCGCCUAGGCUGCGGGCUCUUCUUCUCGGCUUUCGCCGUCUUGGUCAUCCAUAUCAACUUUUCGUAUCCCACGUGUUCAGGAUGGCUUCCGGAUCCUUUCUUCCGUCUGUUCUUGCACAAUGUGCAUAGAGCGAGACACGGCAGCGAUACGGGCACGUACGACGCCGAAGGAAGGUUCAUCCCUUCGAAGUUCGAAGAAAUUUUUAUGAAAUAUGCCGAUGGACGAGACUAUUUGACUGUGGGAGACUUGGUCAAUGUAUUGAAGGGGCAGAGGAAUAUCAAUGAUCCGAUCGGAAUGUGUGGCUUCAUCUUCGAAUGGACUGCAACCUAUAUCACGCUUUGGCCUGAAGACGGUCGGAUGAUGAAAGAGGAUAUUCGCGCAGUAUACGAUGGCAGCAUAUUUCAACGAAUCGCUGACAAGCGUGAAAGAAAGCUGGCAAUGAAGAAGAAAAGCCAUUAG